Molecule: messenger RNA, 675 nt
Organism: Alternaria postmessia
Lineage: Eukaryota; Fungi; Ascomycota; Dothideomycetes; Pleosporales; Pleosporaceae
Exons: 2
Coding region: 1-675 (224 amino acids)
Source: RefSeq, a predicted model, not a curated record
AUGCGAUUCCGGACACCCCUCGCUUUGAUACUACCGGUAAUGGUGAACGGUAGGCUCUUCGCCGAGUCGGAGUACCUGCAAGACUUUGAGGAUGACACGACGACAAGCGCGACCCCAGCUUCGUUGCCUACGUCGAGUCUGCCCGCUGUGACACCCACGGGCCAUUCGAAAGGCAUUGAACUUCGUCAGGCACAGGGCAUUGCUCAAGUACGUGGUACACCACCUGAUCAGCAACCGCGUGCCCCGAUCAUAGUGACUGUAACAGCAACUGCAAAGCCUGUCACUACUGUCAAGCCUAUACCACCGCCAGCUCCCGUACCUCCGGCUCCUGUACCGUCCGUCAACGUUGCUGGGACAGCGGAUGCAGAUAUCACGCGCUUGGCGGUACCUACUAGUACAUUCAGCAACGUGCCCUUCUACACCGUAGUAUGGGCUGAGACAUGGAUCGGCGGAACAUAUUCAACCUGGUGGCCACACACCAUAUCCCUCGACUUCGAGCCUGCACAAACGCAUGUUCCACUCCCAGGAGUAGGCGUGAUCGGUAUGGGCACGUUGACUGGUAGGACCGGUGUAACGCGAACCGUCGUAGUAAAUUCUGCUCCUACAUCAGGAUUAGGUUGGUCUAAGGGUCUCGCUGCAGUCGUCGGUGUUGGCAUGGCGGGAAUAGUCGUAUAA